Messenger RNA from Sardina pilchardus (European sardine), 1876 nucleotides. It is a transcript of the gene ppp1r42, whose product is annotated as protein phosphatase 1, regulatory subunit 42. The transcript has 10 exons. The coding region runs from base 341 to 1369 and encodes 342 amino acids. NCBI's taxonomy places the organism in Eukaryota, Metazoa, Chordata, Actinopteri, Clupeiformes, Clupeidae. The record is from RefSeq and is a predicted model, not a curated record. Gene Ontology annotation, molecular function: protein binding.
UCGAUUCAGCGGCGAAUGAAGGUGAUUAGACCAGGUGAAACACAGUAACGAGGUGACAAUAACUUCAGCAUUCAAGUUUCAUCAGUGUAUUAAGGUGAACAGUUGAGUAACUUGGUGCAGAAAUAUUCGCAAGACAUCUGAAGUUGAUGGGAUUUGAGCCUUCCCAGGUUUCCUUAUUGAGAUAUCAGAUCAAAAUUCAUCAUGCCAUAUCUCCUCGAGCCAGUACCUUGAUCACAUGGAGGAAAGACCACAUCUCUGUCAGAUACUUCUGUGGCACUGUCCCAUGACUGCUUUGACAGAGAAAUUUUCCUCUUUUUGCAUUUUGGUGUGACGAGGGAUCAUGGUCCGUCUGACAGUAGAUCUGAUUGCCAAAUAUAGCAGUCGGUCUAAGAAUAAAAAACACCACUCCAUCCCACAGUAUCUCAAGAAAGUGACCCAUUUAAACUUCUCAGACAAGAACAUAGAGGAGAUUGAUGACUUGUCAAUGUGUCGAAAUCUCACAGUCCUGUACCUGUAUGACAACCAGAUAACGCACAUCUCGAACCUGAGCCACUCCUCCAACCUCACCCACUUGUACAUGCAGAACAACAACAUCAUGAACAUCGAGAACCUCUCUGCUCUGAGCAAGCUUACCAAAUUGUAUCUUGGGGGAAACUGCAUCAUGGUGGUGGAGGGUCUGGAGACGCUUAAGGAACUGAAGGAGCUGCACAUUGAGGGCCAGAGGCUGCCACCGGGACAGAAGCUGCUCUUUGACCCCAUGACCAUGCACUCGCUUGCAGCAUCACUGUCUGUCCUCAAUAUCAGCAAGAACAACAUUGAUGACAUCAGUGACCUGGUUCCUCUGACAAAGCUUACCCAUUUCUAUGCGACAGACAACCAGUUGAAUGACAUAGAGGACUUAGAGAUAGUGUGCAGCCAGUGGCCUGAGUUACUUCGGCUGGAGCUGACUGGAAACCCCAUAUGCCAGCAACCCAAAUACAGAGACAGACUCAUACCUGUGUGCAGAACACUGGAGGAUUUUGACGGGAAAAAAAUCAAUGAGCUGUCCAGGCAGUUCCUAAUUAACUGGAAAGCCUCCAAAGAAGCCAAGAAGAAACUGAAGGAUGAGAGAAUCAUGACAGGACAGAUCAUUUACCCCAUCGACGUCGCCAUUCACGAGGUCCCCGAAUGUUCUUACAUUGUCCCCUACGGCAGCUUCAAGGGCAAGAAAAGGACGAAGGACUUCGGCAGACCCAUUGCUAAGAGCAGGACGGAUGGUGCGAAAAGUGAAUGCUGUAAACUGAGGUCACGGACUGUAAAAUUCCCAAUAAGUGCUGGGAACCUUGUCACCAACUGCCAUAAAACUAGGAGUCAUCUUGUGUUGCUUUAAGGAAUGAUACAACUGCCCCUCUUCACCUAAAACAUAAUUGCUUUCCCCAUACAUACCUUUAGUCUAUUUAUUGUCUGUCUCAUUCUCUCUUUCACUCACUCAGUCUCCCUCUCUCUCUCUCUCUCUCUCUCUCUCUAUCUGUCGCUCUCUCUCUCACACACACACACACACACACACACAUGUGCGCGUGCACGCACACACAUGCACAUGCACACACUCACACAGCAAAGCUCAGCCUGUCACUGCAGCAUCUGGAGAGGAUCUCUGCCCUCUGAAGAUGGAAGUCUAUAGCCAUAGUUUGCCACUGUCACUUCCCUGUCAGAGUGGAACAUUUCACAUGGAUGGAACACACUGUGCACUGUGGACUUUGCUGCAAUUUAACAGAACAAGUUCUGGUUUAGUUCCUCUGCCCCGUGUUUGAAAUAUGACUAAUAUAGUUUCAUAUUGCACUUUUUGUAGUUUACAGUGAAAUCACAAUUAAAAUGACAUUACCUUUACAGAAAUGAA